AUGGACGACCGGCGCGGGCGCGGCGACGCCAUGCGCCAGCGGCCGUUCGCGCACGCUGCCGAUCAGGGACAGGAGAGGGUGUUCGACGGCGGAGGCGGCGGGCCGGCGUUUGGCAGUGACUUCGAUCAGAGGUCGUCGUCCCUCAUGGCGCUUCUUGGCGCCGGCGGCGUCAGCUCGUCCCAGCCACCGAUGCCGGCAUGGGGCGUCGAGGAGGUGACCUCGGCGCCUGCCAUUAACCUGGUGCCUCAGUCGUUCGCCAUGCAAUACCUCAAGUUCACAAAAAAGAUUGCGUCUUCCUACUGGAUGCAGACGAGCUACGCGCCGCCUGCGCCGUCGUACCAGCAGCCCACCACGUUCGCCCCAUCGCCGCUCGGCGGCAGAAUGGAUCCCUACCCGCCGCCGUACCUGCUCGCGGACCCGCCGCCGCAGUGGCCCCCUCCGCGAUCGACGGCGGCGGCUGCGUCGUCCUCCUUUCCGCCGCAAAAUUUCGCCGUCCUCCUCCCCAGAUACGACCAGGACAUGCAGCUCUUCGGCGUCGGCAGCUCGCAGCAGCACGGGCUGCCGCUUCCGCCGCCGCCGCCGCCGGCCAUCGAGCAGCCGGCGAAGGACGGGUACAGCUGGCGCAAGUACGGGCAGAAGCAGCUCAAGGACGCCGAGUCGCCGCGGAGCUACUACAAGUGCACCCGCGACGGGUGCCCCGUGAAGAAGGUCGUGGAGCGCUCCUUCGACGGCUUCAUCACGGAGAUCACCUACAAGGGCCGCCACAACCACCCGCGCCCCCAGGAGCGUGGCCACGCCGGCGCCGGGAACGACGCCCUCGCCGCCGCCGAGGCCGCGGAGGACAUGGAAGGCCCGAGCGACGACGACGACGACGACGCGUUGCUCGAGGAUGACGUCGACGGGGCUCCUGACAUCAGGGGCGCCGGCGGUGAGGCCGGGCAGAGGGUGGUGAAGAAGCCCAAGAUCAUUAUCCAGACCCCGAGCGAGGUGGAUCUCCUCGACGACGGCUACCGGUGGCGCAAGUACGGCCAGAAGGUGGUCAAGGGCAACCCCCGGCCGAGGAGCUACUACAAGUGCACGGCGGACAACUGCAACGUGCGGAAGCAGAUCGAGAGGGCGUCCACCGACCCCAGGUGCGUCCUCACGACGUACACCGGCCGCCACAACCACGACCCGCCGGGCCGGGGCAACGAGGCCCCGGCGGCGGCGGCGGCGGCGGGUGGCUCUCCCGCUGGCCAACCGACGCCGCCGGCCGGGGGGAGUGGAUCGUUUCAGCAGACCGGCGGCGCUCGGCAGCUGAAGGAGGAGAGAUAG
Molecule: messenger RNA, 1314 nt
Organism: Panicum virgatum (switchgrass)
Lineage: Eukaryota; Viridiplantae; Streptophyta; Magnoliopsida; Poales; Poaceae
Product: probable WRKY transcription factor 4
Exons: 3
Coding region: 1-1314 (437 amino acids)
Biological process (GO): regulation of DNA-templated transcription
Molecular function (GO): sequence-specific DNA binding; DNA-binding transcription factor activity
Source: RefSeq, a predicted model, not a curated record